AUGAUCACGGAUGUGCAGCUCACCGUCUUCGCCAACAUGCUGGGUGUGCCGCUCUUCUUGCAUGUCGUCCUCUCCCACUACGUGGCCGUCAACAAUCCCAAGCAGCAGGACUGA
Messenger RNA from Echinops telfairi (small Madagascar hedgehog), 114 nucleotides. RefSeq names its product dolichyl-diphosphooligosaccharide--protein glycosyltransferase subunit 4-like. Gene Ontology annotation, cellular component: oligosaccharyltransferase complex. The coding region runs from base 1 to 114 and encodes 37 amino acids. The record is from RefSeq and is a predicted model, not a curated record. NCBI's taxonomy places the organism in Eukaryota, Metazoa, Chordata, Mammalia, Afrosoricida, Tenrecidae. The transcript has a single exon.